Penicillium mononematosum is the source of this 693-nucleotide messenger RNA. RefSeq names its product M24 family metallopeptidase. NCBI's taxonomy places the organism in Eukaryota, Fungi, Ascomycota, Eurotiomycetes, Eurotiales, Aspergillaceae. The transcript has a single exon. The record is from RefSeq and is a predicted model, not a curated record. Bases 1 to 693 code for a protein of 230 amino acids.
AUGCCUAUUAUCCAUGAUGAUACUCCAGUUGCAAAUCUCAGAGACGCCCAAGCAAAAGCGGAGACCCUCUUCCGACAUAUUGAACGACACAUCGUUCGAGCUGGUAUCAGCGAGAAAGUCCUGAGCCGUGAAGUGUACGAUUUCGGUGAAAGGGAAUUUGGAAUCAAGAAAUAUUGGCACAAGCGAAUUGUUAGAAGCGGGCCCAACACUCUUCUGCCGUAUGCCGAUAAUCCACCCGACCGAAUUAUUCAAGAGGACGACAUAUUGAUCGUCGACCUGGGACCUGUCUUUGAAUCCUAUGAAGCGGACUUCGCACGAACCUUCGUUCUAGGAAGUGACCCACUAAAGAUAAAGCUCCGAGAUGAUCUUGAGCCGAUCUGGAAUACAGUCCGAGACUAUUUCCUCGAAAAUAUACACAUCUCGGGCGAGCAGCUCUAUACAGUCGCCGUCAGAGAGGCGACCAGAAGAGGCUGGGAAUUUGGUGCCAAUCUUGCCGGCCAUUUGAUUGGCAAUUUCCCACACGAGAGAAUCCCCAAGGAUCAGAUAAACCUUUACAUCACUAAAGGAAACGAUAAACCCAUGAACAGCCUGGGAGCCGAUGGCCAUAGACGUCACUGGAUCCUUGAGAUCUACCUCCAUGAUCAUGAACAUCAGAUUGGGGGGGUUUUUCGAGCAGCUUUUGACAGACGAUGA